AUGGCUGCAUGCAUCGAGCCAGAACAGCAACAGCAACAACAGCAUGCUGUGUUUAAGCAUUAUUGUAGGGUUUGCAAGAAGGGAUUUAUGUGCGGGAGAGCUCUGGGAGGGCACAUGAGAGCUCACGGGAUCGGAGACGAGAGCGCCUACGUGGACGACGACGACGAUCCGGUGAGCGAUUGGGAGGCGAUGGCGAGCAAUACAAACAAGAGGAUGUAUAAAUUGAGGACGAACCCUAAUAGGUUGAAAAGUGUUAGGGUUUGUGAGAAUUGCGGGCAGGAAUUCUUUUCAUGGAAGUCGUUUCUAGAGCACGGAAAAUGCGGGUCGGGUGAUGACGUGGAGGAUGAGUCGUUAGUGUCGUCGCCGGGAUCGGACGCCGACGAGAGUUUCGGCCGGAGAGGGCACGGGUGGUCCAAGAGGAAAAGAUCGUUGAGGGCGAGGUAUUUGUCUAGCGAGGAUGAGGAUUUGCUUUUUGCUAAAUGUUUGGUGGAUUUGGCGAAUUCUAGGGUGUACUCGCCGCCGCCGCCUGCGGCGGCGGCGGAGUCCUCCUCCUCCGCUAGUAAGGAGGAGGAGAGGCGGCAUACGAUGGGGAGCGGGGAAUUCCUCGCGCCCCGAGUUGGGGUGGCGCAACAAAGGGGCAAUAAAUCGGCGGGUUCUAAGGGGCUGUUUGAAUGCAAAGCUUGCAAGAAAGUUUUCACGUCGCACCAAGCGUUAGGCGGACACAGAGCGAGCCACAAGAAAGUGAAAGGGUGCUACGCUGCCAAACAGGACGUACAAGAAUCCGACAGCCUGGCCGAGGAGGACGUGAUCACCCACGAUGAAUUCCCGAUCCUCGCCAACUCCUCCGGCGGCGGCGGCGGAUCUUCUAGAAGAAAAACGAAAGUUCACGAAUGUUCCAUCUGCCACCGUGUCUUCUCCACCGGCCAAGCCCUCGGCGGCCACAAACGCUGCCAUUGGAUCACCUCCAACGCCUACUCCCCCGACACCUCCAUCGCCAAAUUCCACUUCCACGACCCCACCACCGACACCACCAAGAAACCCGACGCCGCCGCCGCCCUCGACCUCAACCUCAACCUCCCCGCCAACGGCGGUGACCGCCACCGCGACGAUAUCUCCCGACUCAGAAACCCCUCCAUCAACCGCUUCGAAGUCUCCACGGAGAUUCACCUCCACCGGCCCUGGUUCACGGACCCAGACACCAACAAGAACAACAACAUUAACAACAAGAGGCUCAAAAACGAUAUCAACAACAUCGGAGACGACGAUGAAGCAGACAGUAGACUGAAGUUCGCGAGGAUAAGUGGGCUAAAGGAAAGCAGUAGCAGUAAGGGCGGCAGCUCUUCUUCGCAAUGGCUGCAAGUGGGAAUUGGUAAAAACAUCAAAAAGAUCGCUUUUUUCGUGUUUGGGUCGCCUUGUUUGAUGGAGAAGUACAAGUGCAAGUUCUGCUCGAGGAGUUUCGGCAAUGGCAGAGCUUUGGGUGGCCACAUAAGAUCUCACAUGGCCAAUCUUUACGCAGAAUCGAAACACCCAUCUUCAGAAACGGAUGAUGGAGAAAAAGACAGCUUUUUUUCCGCCGCCGCCGGCGGCGGAGGCGACGGUGGCGGAGGCGGCGGUUCGGUGGUGGUGCAGGACACGGAGAGCGAAAGUGGGUCAGGGAGGGUUUUCCGGCGAUCGAAAAGGGUAAAGAAAUCAAGAAUCUCUGAAACUUCAUCAAUGGUGAGCAGUUCAAUCUCAGAAACCUCCCCAGAAGAACACGUGGCAUAUUGUUUAAUGAUGUUGUCAAAAGACAAAUGGAUAAGAGAUGAAGAAGGGGAAAAUUCUGAAUUGGUAAAAGCAGUGAAGAAAAUUAAGGGAAAGGAGAAAUCUUGGUAUAGAUGUGAAGCUUGCAGCAAAGUGUUCAGAUCUUAUCAGGCCUUAGGAGGGCACAGGGCAAGCCACAAGAAGAUCAGAGCCCAAAAGAAUCUUCUAGAAAGUUCACCAAAUGAAGAAGGAAAUGCAAGGAAGAAGAAGAAGGAGAAAAUCCAUGAAUGUCCAAUCUGUUACAGAGUGUUUUCUUCAGGGCAAGCUUUGGGUGGACACAAAAGAUCACAUUUUGCAGAUUCAGUGUCAGCAAUUGUUAGCCCAGAAGCCUGUUCUGCUUCCACUUCUACCCCCAUGAAACAAGGGCUAUCAAGAACUGGAGGGGCUUUGAUAGAUCUCAACCUUCCUGCUCCUUAUGAUGAUGAUGAUGAUGAUGAUGUUCUUAGCUUCCCAUGCUGAUGAGCAAACCAUGUUUGAAUGUUCAGAGGUACAAGGUUUUGAAUUUUCCUUAACUAGGAUGUUUUCUCUUAGCUUGACUACUGUAAUCCAUCCAUCUAUCAGUGGAAAAUUAAUGGCAGCUUCAAUUCUAGCUA
This is a messenger RNA of Ipomoea triloba (trilobed morning glory), 2393 nucleotides long. RefSeq lists its product as uncharacterized. Lineage: Eukaryota; Viridiplantae; Streptophyta; Magnoliopsida; Solanales; Convolvulaceae. Bases 1 to 2259 code for a protein of 752 amino acids. The record is from RefSeq and is a predicted model, not a curated record. The transcript has 2 exons.